This is a messenger RNA of Bipolaris maydis ATCC 48331, 828 nucleotides long. RefSeq lists its product as uncharacterized. NCBI's taxonomy places the organism in Eukaryota, Fungi, Ascomycota, Dothideomycetes, Pleosporales, Pleosporaceae. The record is from RefSeq and is a predicted model, not a curated record.
AUGUCACGAAGAGCUGUGUUGAUGUCGUUGAGCGCAGGCGUGACAGAGGGUGACUUUCAGUCGGGUGUUGAAGCUUCUGUCAUUGACGACCAAACGAACGACCAACCUCUUCCGCCAACCGCUACCGCAUCUCAACCCACAGCCAGGGUGAAGCAUGCCUCAUCGUCUAAGCCAUCCCCGCGAGAUCUGAGGCGUAAGGUGUAUUGGUACACACACCUCGAUCCAAAUAACAGAAAUCGGGCGCGGUCGAAUAACGUGAGGGAUACAAACGGAGUGCAGAGAGGUGCUCAUGAGCAACGCACUCAUUCUAACAGGCUGAGUGAGAACACAAGGAGCAACCUGCAAGGCCGUACCUCGCAUGCUCAAGUCAUUCCCAGUUCUCAAUAUCUUCCAGCGCCAACUAUACAGAUCUACAACGUCCACUACCAUUCCGAGGUAACGCCAUACCACGUUGGUCUUGAGCCAUACGCACCUGGCCACUUCCCACGAGUUGUUCCCAACCAGUUGCAAAAUUCGAGACCAAUACCCUAUCCUAGCGCUCGGCUGAUCGUCGCGCAUGGCGUUCAUGAACAAGCCGUAGGCUCGCAGGGCCGACCACAAUCGCAAAUACAAGCACAGCAACAGGCCCUCGAAACAGCUUCCGCUGCAACACAGCAACAGGGCUUUAAUUUCAGUGCACGACCAAUUGCUAGCUCCGGUCAUAGCAACUUCCCUCAUGUGGGUGUCGCCAUUACACCUCCCUCGAGCGCCAACGCCGAGCCGAGACCGAUCACGCGAACGCAAACUUUGCCAGCUCGGACGACCUUGGAGCCCAGCAGAUCUCGUUGA